Molecule: messenger RNA, 2407 nt
Organism: Nicotiana tabacum (common tobacco)
Lineage: Eukaryota; Viridiplantae; Streptophyta; Magnoliopsida; Solanales; Solanaceae
Source: RefSeq, a predicted model, not a curated record
UAAGCUUUAAUAAGGGAUCACGUAUUAUAUUAAGUACAGUAAUUAUUUAAAUUGUGUUGCCCAAUUUAAGAAGAUCUGACAAUGAAGCAGCUGCAGCUUCAAUUCUUGAGCCACUACUGUCCUAGGAGGGAAGAGGGUGCAAACUCAGAACAAACACAAAUAAAGGAAAAGUAAAAAGAAGGCUCUUAUUUUCACACCAUUCUUUGCCAGGAAAACACACACACACACACACCUAGUCCAAUAGUCCAUAGAUUCAGACCCAGAACCCAAAAAAAAAAAGACAAGUUUUUUGAGGUUUUUUUGAGUAAAUUCAAGAAUGGUGUUGGUAACUGAAGAAGUGAUCAAGCAGUUGCAAACCUUAAUGGAUGAAAUUGCUGAGCCACUUCAGAAGACUUACCAGAAUGUACAUCAGGGGUACCGAACCGAGACACUGGUGAGGUUUCUCAAAGCUAGGGAUGGCAGUGUCUCUAAAGCACACAAGAUGCUUGUUGACUGUUUAAAUUGGAGGAUAGACAACGAGAUUGAUCAGAUACUUGCAAAGCCAAUAUUACCCACUGAUUUGUACAGAGCAGUGAGGGACACUCAGCUUGUGGGGAUGUCUGGAUAUUCAAGAGACGGUCUUCCUGUCGUAGCUGUUGGUGUAGGGCUCAGCACAUAUGACAAAGCGUCGAUUCACUACUAUAUUCAGUCACAUAUCCAAAUGAAUGAAUACCGUGACCGUGUAAUAUUGCCUUCUGCAUCAAAGAAAUUUGGGCGGUAUAUUGGGACCUGUAUAAAGGUUUUGGACAUGACUGGUCUAAAGUUUUCUGCACUGAACCAAAUUAAGGUAUCUUUAAUUUGUUUGACAUUGUAAAUAUAUUUCAUUGAGACUUCCUACCAAAUACCUGCUAUGUUAUUUUCCUUCUCACCGCUUUACUCGGCAACCUCAUUAUUCUGCUUAAAAUUUUCAUUUGAGGCUAUCUGAACUUUAAAAUUGAGUAAAGAGUAAUGAGAGUGGGAAAUACAAGGAAAAAUAGGAUGGAAGUAAAAGAAAAUCCUGUCCAGCAGAGAUCACACUGAAAUAAACUGUCAGAACGUCUUGGUUUUGAAGUUGUUGUUUUAUAGUGGUAUCAUCUUUUUCUAGUCAAAACUCCUCCUGGAUAUAUUGAUUAACUUAUUUCUGCAUUCGUCGUCCACAUUGCUAUUUCUUGUUAAGUUUGAUAAGACGUUCAAUUUUCUCUCUUUCUCCAAAUGAAGAUUAAGUUCAAGUUUCAGGGGUAAAUAUACUCUUCUGAGUGCAUUAGUUCAUUUGCUAAAUAUUGCUAUUCACAAAAUUUUAACUUCUGAAAAAGAAAAUUGUAAUCAUCAAAUACUCAAAUGACCUAAAAACCAUAUAUAAUAGAACAUCAAGAAAAGUGUUUUGUGGGUGCUUGAGAAAGAAAGGGAUUCGCAUCAAAUACAUAAUGUUGGAAAGAUAUGAUCGAGGAAACGGUCACAAGUGCAAGACCAAUAGGAGGAGGUUAUAGAGGACUUCUGGUGAGUUUACACCAGGGAGAUACCUUGAACCCACACUUCUUUAUUCUUGGAUGAGCUAUUGAAUAGUAUGCAGGAUGAGGUUUUAUAGUGCAUGGUAUUUGUAGAUGAUAGUGACAUAUUGUGUUGAUUGACGAGACUAGCUAGAAAGUCAACCUACAGCUGAAUAUAGAAAAGUAUUCUAGAGAAUAAGGCUUUUAGGACAAGUAAGGUAAGACAGAAUAUUUGACGCUACAAGUUUAGUCAUUCUAAGAAGAAUGUAGGUGAAGUGCGAUGUAGGUAAUGGGGCCUAAAUACGGACAAUGCAAAUACUUAAAGCUGGGUCUUGUAGGAGAAUGGCGUGAUAGAUGAAAAUAUAGUAUUUAAGUUAAAAUUGGAUAGCCGAAAUGGAGUGUGAUGAGAUAGGAGGAUUUUAUGAAACCAGCAACCUUAUAUGGGAGUGAGUGUCGGGUUUCUAAAGCCCAACAAAUCAAUAAAAUGAUUGUCAUAGAAAUACAAAUGUUAAGAUAGAUAUGUGGCCAUGCAAAAUUAGAUAAGACUAGAAAUGAGCACUUCUGAGAGUGUGCAAAUAGCAAACAGAAGAUAAAAUGAGAGGUCGCAUGAGAUGGUGCGACAAUAAUGAUUGAAAGUUCUGGAUCAGCUAGCAUCCACCUGGAUUAAUCCACCGGGUGCCUGCUGCCUCCCACCAACACAGGCACUAGAUAUAUCUGCCCACCAAGACUUAGGCAGUGGGUAGAAAUAGCUUUUAGUUGAAAAAAUGAACUACUUAGGGUGUGUUUGCUAUGGAGGAAAAUGUUUUCCUCGAAAUGAGUAGUUUUAUCGCUUAUUUUUCCAUGUUUGGUUGGUGAGUGGAAAACUUUUUCCGAAAAAUAUUUUUUAGUGUUUGGUUAGUGAG